This is a messenger RNA of Chanos chanos (milkfish), 1365 nucleotides long. RefSeq names its product tubulin alpha-8 chain-like. The record is from RefSeq and is a predicted model, not a curated record. Gene Ontology annotation, cellular component: microtubule. Bases 58 to 1365 code for a protein of 435 amino acids. Lineage: Eukaryota; Metazoa; Chordata; Actinopteri; Gonorynchiformes; Chanidae. The transcript is spliced from 4 exons. Gene Ontology annotation, molecular function: GTP binding; structural constituent of cytoskeleton. Gene Ontology annotation, biological process: microtubule-based process.
CAAGUCAUUCAGAAGAGGGAGUGCAUUUCUGUUCACAUUGGCCAAGCAGGUGUCCAAAUGGGCAAUUCAUGCUGGGAGUUAUAUUGCCUGGAACAUGGAAUCCGACCAGAUGGAACUGUUCUUGGUGAUACCUCUGCUUUAACGGACUCUUCUUUUGGCACGUUCUUCAGUGAAACUGGUGCUGGACGAUAUGUUCCAAGGGCUGUCUUCAUAGACCUAGAGCCAUCAGUUGUAGAUGAGAUUCGUAAUGGGGAGUACCGUCAACUUUACCACCCUGACCAACUGAUCAGUGGCAAAGAAGAUGCAGCCAACAACUAUGCCCGUGGUCACUACACUGUUGGAAAGGAGAUCGUAGACUCUGUGCUUGAUCGAAUGCGGAAGAUGGCUGACCAGUGCACUGGACUGCAAGGUUUCUUGAUCUUCCACAGUUUUGGUGGUGGGACUGGAUCAGGUUUUACUCCUCUGUUGAUGGAACGAUUAUCUGUCGAUUAUGGCAAGAAGUCCAAACUGGAAUUUUCAGUCUACCCAGCACCUCAGGUUUCCACUGCUGUGGUGGAACCCUACAAUUCCAUUCUGACCACACAUACCACCCUAGAGCAUUCUGAUUGUUCUUUCAUGGUUGACAAUGAGGCAAUUUUUGACAUAUGCAUGCGCAACCUUCAAAUUGAGCGUCCUUCCUACACCAACCUCAACAGGCUAAUUGCCCAAAUAGUGUCCUCUAUUACCGCCUCCCUGCGCUUUGAUGGAGCCCUUAAUGUAGACCUCACCGAAUUCCAGACCAACCUUGUGCCAUACCCUCGUAUCCACUUUCCCCUGGUUACUUACUCUCCCAUCAUCUCCGCUGAAAAGGCAUACCACGAGCAGCUUUCUGUUCCUGAGAUUACCAAGGCUUGCUUUGAGCCAGCCAACCAGAUGGUGAAGUGUGAUCCACGCCUCGGCAAGUACAUGGCUUGCUGUUUGCUGUACCGUGGCGAUGUGGUGCCCAAAGACGUUAAUGCUGCUAUAGCUAACAUCAAGACCCGCCGUAGCAUCCAGUUUGUGGACUGGUGUCCCACGGGGUUCAAGGUUGGCAUCAACUACCAGCCACCCACUGUGGUGCCUGGUGGCGAUCUAGCCAAAGUCCAGAGAGCCGUGUGCAUGUUGAGCAAUACCACUGCUAUUGCAGAAGCCUGGAGUCGCCUAGAUCACAAGUUUGACCUGAUGUAUGCAAAGCGCGCCUUCGUUCAUUGGUAUGUAGGUGAGGGAAUGGAAGAGGGGGAGUUCACUGAGGCCAGAGAAGACAUUGCUGCUUUGGAGAAGGACUAUGAGGAGGUAGGGGCAGAGUCUGAUGAUGGCUGUGUGGAGGAAGAGGAGGAUGAGUACUAA